AGUCGAUUGUGAGUGCUUCGAAGGAGAUUUGUGACAGGUGGGGCGACUCGGGCGGCAUUGGAGAGUGGGGGUUGGAGAUGGAUCGAGAGUUGGAGCAAGGAGCAGAAUUGAAAAGAAUGGUUGGAUUUGAUUACACAAAAUUAACCCCCAGGAACGAAAAGGUUGAACAUGAGUUGUUUAAAGCCAACAACAGUGGAAUUAAUUUUGCCAAAUAUGAAGAUAUUCCCGUAGAAACCAGUGGAAACAAUUGCCCUCCAAACAUUGAGUCGUUUUCAGAUAUCAAUUUUGGAGAGAUAGUGAAUAACAACAUAAAGCUGUGUAAAUAUACCCACCCAACACCAAUCCAGAAAUAUGCGGUGCCUGUCAUACUAGCCAAGAGAGAUAUAAUGGGGUGUGCCCAAACUGGCUCAGGAAAAACAGCCGCAUAUCUCCUGCCUCUAUUCAGCAACAUCAUCGAAACUGGAGAAUUUAUUAUGUCGAAAUUUAUAGAUAACAGCAGAUAUGGAAGAAACAGACAGCAUCCUUGUGCACUUGUGCUCACACCAACCAGAGAGUUGGCAUGCCAAGUUUUCGAUGAAGCUAAAAAAUUUCUGUAUCGUUCACGAGUGCAGCCGUGUGUAAUUUACGGUGGGGCAGAUGCAGGCACACAGAUAAGGGAAAUAUCAAGGGGCUGCCACGUUCUGAUCGCUACUCCCGGAAGGUUGAUUGAUCUUCUGGAGAGAGGGCUUGUGGGGCUGGAUGCUAUCAAAUAUUUGGUGUUGGACGAGGCUGAUCGAAUGCUGGAUAUGGGCUUUGAACCGCAAAUCCGAAGAAUUGUUGUGGAAGACGAUAUGCCGCAAACUGGAAGGAGACAGACGUUAAUGUUUAGUGCCACAUUUCCCAAGGAGAUUCAGAUGUUAGCAAAUGAGUUUCUACACGAUUACAUCUUCCUAGCUGUUGGUCGUGUCGGGAGCACAAGUGAAAACAUCACUCAGAAGGUUUUAUGGGUUGAUGAGGAAGAAAAAAGAGCUUUCCUUAAAGAGCUGCUUGAUGCUAUGGGACCAAACAGCCUUACGUUGAUUUUUGUGGAGACCAAGAAAGGUGCUGACUCAUUGGAGUUUUAUUUGUAUAAAGAAGGAUACAUGGUGACGAGCAUUCAUGGUGACAGAAUUCAGAAAGAGAGAGAAGAGGCACUGAAAUCCUUCAAAUGUGGAAAACGGCCAAUUCUUGUAGCUACAGCAGUGGCAGCUAGGGGUUUGGACAUAGCAAACGUGAAACAUGUCAUCAACUACGACCUGCCAACUGACAUUGAAGAAUAUGUUCAUCGCAUUGGUCGAACGGGCAGAGUUGGAAACCUAGGAUUGGCUACAUCAUUUUUUAACGACAAAAACACAUCACUUGCUUAUGAUUUGUUUGAAAUACUUGCUGAAUCUAAACAAGAAAUUCCUGAGUGGCUAGAAAAUUUGGCGUAUGAAUCGAAGAGAUAUAAUGGGGUACCGAAAAAACAUAAAAGGUGGUAUUAUUUGCAAACUUGA
Molecule: messenger RNA, 1514 nt
Organism: Helobdella robusta
Lineage: Eukaryota; Metazoa; Annelida; Clitellata; Rhynchobdellida; Glossiphoniidae
Exons: 11
Coding region: 78-1514 (478 amino acids)
Biological process (GO): cell differentiation; gamete generation
Cellular component (GO): P granule; nucleus
Molecular function (GO): RNA binding; RNA helicase activity; ATP binding
Source: RefSeq, a predicted model, not a curated record